UUUGCAGUUGUCUCCUUUGUUGCAGUGAUAUAUGAUUGGGCACUGGCAUUCGGACGAGAGGAAGGUUGAGCUGGUCUGGAGGCAACGGUGGUCCCUCAUGACUGUUCUAUACCUCAGUGUGCGCUAUGCUGGGAUACUAUAUACUGUCAUCUACAUGCUGGGAAGUCUUCCGUCAGUCUCGCUGACAGAUGUAGUGAGCAAUAAUCUGUUCUUCGCCCUAAAUUGGAUGAAUGCGGCGGUCACUGUCAUGUUGGGCGUCAUCAUAGCCACUCGGUUAUAUGCCAUGUAUCUACGCUCGAGAAAGAUGCUUAUCUUUCUCAUUGUAAUCCUUCUGUCUCUCACAAUCGCCUGCGGAACGAUCACCGCAACAGGAAUCAACCGUACUUCAGGGGAGGAGUCCAUCCUCUCUGGCACCUAUCAGUGCACCUAUGACUAUCAGGGAGACGCCCGACUUCUGAUGCCCAUAACUUGGAUACUCCGCAUUGUAUGGGAGGUCCUCGCACUGUGUCUUGCAGUCUGGAUUACUGUAAAAAACAUUCGUAAACAGCUGCAACGACCGACGGCGCCAAUCAUCGAGGAAUUAUUCAGGAUUUUAAUGAGAACUCACGCGGUUUACUUUGCAAGGUGAUUUUGCAGCUGGUUCUUGCAUCGCUCUCGUUUUUUAUUUUCCAACGAUCUCGGACUCAAAUUUCAUGGGUUACAAUGGUGUUCUCAACAUCUUCUCGGUCCUGCAGAUGUUUAUGCUGGGGCCACGCCUCAUC
This is a messenger RNA of Suillus paluster, 761 nucleotides long. RefSeq lists its product as uncharacterized. Lineage: Eukaryota; Fungi; Basidiomycota; Agaricomycetes; Boletales; Suillaceae. The record is from RefSeq and is a predicted model, not a curated record. Bases 32 to 628 code for a protein of 198 amino acids. The transcript is spliced from 12 exons.